CCGGACAGACAGUCGCCAUAUUUGCUUGUAUUUGGGUACCUUGUGUUGGGGUGAAUAGGUGCAGUGUGUUGUGUUUUUGUUGCACAUUAAAGGUAGUAGGUUUGAACCCUCGCUGGUUUAAAGGUAAAGGUGGGAUUCAGAGCCGCUGUAAAACGUGAUUUAGGGGUUACAGGUGAAAGAAUGGGCCGCUCUCGGAGCCGCAGCUCGUCGCGCUCUAAACACGGUAAGGGCAGCGGAGGCACUAAGCACAGUAAGAAGCGCGUGAGCCGCUCCAGAUCCCACUCGCACUCCAAAGACCGAGAAAGGAGCAAAAAGCGCUCGCGCUCCCGUGAGAACAAGCGCAGCCGCCGCAAAGAAUCGCGUUCCCGGUCCCGCUCCAAAUCCAACAGAGAACGGGCCCGCGCCGCUUCUCCCCGCGAAGUAGUGGACAUUUUCGGCCGUACACUGAGUAAGCGCACCGCCGCCGAGGAGAAACAGAGGAAAGAGGAUGAGGAGAAGAAAGCAGAGAUGGAACGACAGAGGAAGAUUCGCCAGCAGGAGAUUGAAGAGCGUCUGAUCGAGGAGGAGACAGCGCGGCGCGUGGAGGAGAUGGUAGCCCGGCGAGUAGAGGAGGAGCUCGAGAAACGGCGUGACGAGAUCGAGCACGAAGUUUUGCGGCGUGUUGAAGAGGCAAAGCGCAUCAUGGAGGCGCAGCUGCUGCAGGAGCUGGAGAGACAAAGACAGGCUGAACUGAGUGCACAGAAAGCUCGCGAGGAGGAAGAAAAAUCCAAACGGGAGGAGUUGGAGAAAAUUUUAGAGGAGAACAACAAAAAGAUUGCUGAAGCUCAGGCCAAACUGGCUGAAGAUCAGCUGCGUAUAGUGGAGGAGCAGCGAAAGAUCCACGAGGAGCGAAUGAAGCUGGAGCAGGAGAGGCAGAGACAGCAGAAGGAAGAGCAGAAGAUCAUCCUGGGGAAGGGCAAGUCCCGACCUCGCCUCUCCUUCUCGCUCAAAGCCACGGAGUGAUCACUCUAUCUCCCAUUCGCUCCGUUUUCUCCCUUCCUCGGUCUGAAUGAGAACUACGUAACUUGAUCAUUUGAAGAGAAUUACCAGGAGUUUGAUCUAAAAAAGGCCUCUCCUGCUGCCGGUUUCUCUCCUGUGGGUUCGAACAAACUUCCCAAACUCCUGACCCGGGAAAACGUUUGCAGAUCCUUCUGACACAAGGCUGGACUUUGCGGCCACCUCCACAGACUUUUACGUUUUAGCGGCUUUUAUGUUUCCUCCGACGUUAAAUGAUGCUCCGUCUUCAUCCAUUUCGGUUUUUACUAAAUUGCAAAAGCAAAGAGAAGAGUGAGUGUGUACGUAUGUGUGUGUGUGUGUGUGCGAGCGCGGUGAAACGUGUGUGCUUGGAAAGGUCAUACAAGGGUUAGGGUGCUACCUUGAUUUUGGAUGUUGAGGCAAAUGGAAGCCAUCCAUGUCCAAAAGUGGGUUCAAAUGCAUUGUUGGGGUGGGGGAAGAAAAAAAAUCAGGAGGGGGUUGGGGGAAUUUGUAAUGAAGCGUGUAUGCGUGCAGCGAGUUUGUGGUCCCACAGCGAGCUCCUGAAUAGCCCGUCAUCCAUUGUUCCUAACAAAUCGUGUUAAUAGCAGUAUGUCCUGUUUUAUUCGACCUUCGACCCAGUUCAUUGGCUAAUGUAGGAAUGUGACAAAACAGUGGAAGAGAUCUGUCUGCAAUCAGCACUUCUCACUUACUGUGCUGAUCUGGACUCGAUUAGACCCUCAGUUCAGGUAAAUAAUGUGCAGGUUGUGUGAAUGUCUACUGUUUGAAUACAAAGGAAAUCGGGAGAUGCAGGUAAGAUUGUUCUGUGUGUGUGUGUGUGUGUUAGGUUAUAGCUUAUACUGUGGACAAUUUUCUCCUGUCUUGUAAAUUAAAACGAACUGUUCAUUAAUAAAUUCUUCACAUAGGCCGCCA
This is a messenger RNA of Trichomycterus rosablanca, 1944 nucleotides long. It is a transcript of the gene arglu1a, whose product is annotated as arginine and glutamate rich 1a. NCBI's taxonomy places the organism in Eukaryota, Metazoa, Chordata, Actinopteri, Siluriformes, Trichomycteridae. The transcript has 4 exons. Gene Ontology annotation, molecular function: cadherin binding. Gene Ontology annotation, cellular component: nucleoplasm; mitochondrion. The coding region runs from base 181 to 1002 and encodes 273 amino acids. The record is from RefSeq and is a predicted model, not a curated record.